ACUCACAGUCAUUGAGAAAAAACGACGACUUAGCUUCCUUCUCGAGCUCUCUUCCGGUCAUCUAUUCCCUUCGCCGCACGCAGAAGGGGAAAAAGAAGAAAAGAGGAACUGUAAAAGCUCUCGAAACUCUCCUUUUCCUUACGAUCGAGUUCUAUUUCUCCCGAUUUUGAUUUUCUCUUUGGAUCUGCCGAACGAAGAGCUCCAGUUCGAGCUAAAUACUGUGGAAAUUCACUGUCUCUUUUCGCAGAUCGAUCUGUGUUUUUUGUUCCCUUGGUUGAGCAAGGAAUCGUUCCAUGCUUCAUGCAGCUUCUGUUGGCGAUGCUGCUGAGGAGUCUGAUUACAAGGUAGGAAGCUCUGAUUCCGAGGAUUGUGCUAUCCGGUAACUAUAUCAGUCUCGAAAUUAGGGUUUCGUGCUUCGUGCGGAGCUGCGAGGUUGCGGGAUGAUGGACACCACCAAAUUCGCUGGAAUUAUUGCCGGAGGCGGUGGUGGGGGAAACUAUUACGAUAUGGGGUUUUACCGGAAGCUAGGCGAGGGAUCGAACAUGUCAGUGGACAGUAUUCAGACUAGUGUUGGCGGUGGAUCGGUGGCGAUGUCGGUGGAGAAUAGCAGCGUUGGUUCGAGCGACUCGCGGACUGGAAUCCUUCAUCACAGCGGUCUCAGGCAGACGGUCACCACGGGUAGCUCUAUUGGGCACAGUAUAUUCCGUCCUGGUCGGGUCACUCAUCCACUCAACCACGAUGCCCUCGCCCAGGCUCUGAUGGAUCCAGGCUUCCCCACCCAAGGCCUGGACAACUAUGACGAGUGGACUUUGGAUCUCAGGCAACUCAGCAUGGGCGAGCCCUUUGCUCAAGGGGCAUUUGGGAAGCUUUACAGGGGUACCUACAAUGGCGAAGAUGUAGCGAUUAAGCUGUUGGAGAGGCCAGAGAAUGAUCCCGAGAGAGGGCAACUAAUGGAGCAGCAAUUUGCUCAGGAGGUAAUGAUGCUUGCCAACCUGAAGCAUCCCAAUAUAGUGAGAUUCAUAGGAGCUUGCAGAAAGCAGAUGGUUUGGUGCAUUGUGACGGAGUAUGCAAAGGGAGGUUCUGUUAGGCAGUUUCUGAUGAGGAGACAGAACCGAUCUGUGCCAUUAAAGAUUGCAGUGCGGCAGGCAUUGGAUGUUGCCAGGGGAAUGGCAUAUGUUCAUGGUUUGGGUUUCAUUCAUAGGGACUUGAAAUCUGACAAUCUUCUAAUCUGUGGGGAUAAGUCUAUCAAAAUUGCAGACUUUGGAGUGGCUCGGAUUGAAGUGCAGACAGAAGGGAUGACACCAGAGACUGGAACCUACCGGUGGAUGGCUCCAGAGAUGAUCCAGCACAGGCCAUACACUCAGAAGGUUGAUGUCUACAGCUUCGGCAUUGUGCUGUGGGAGCUCAUAACAGGAAUGCUUCCAUUUCAGAACAUGACGGCGGUGCAGGCAGCUUUUGCUGUCGUUAACAAGGGCGUUCGUCCGAUCAUACCGAGUGAGUGCCCCGCCGCACUUGGCGAGAUCAUGACUCACUGCUGGGACGCAAACCCUGAUGUUCGCCCGCCGUUUAGCGAAAUUGUCAAGAUGUUGGAGUGUGUCCAGGAUGAAUUGGCCACAUCCGUUCGCCGGGCACGAUUUCGAUGCUGCAUGUCACAGCCCAUGACCAUAGACUGAGCUGAGGAAAUAUGGCUGGCUGUUUGGAAGAAGGAAAGAAAGAAGCACAAAAUUGAAAAAUGAAGGUGAAGAAUGCAAAUAUUGAUCUUUUUUGUUUGUGUUUUGCAGUAGGAAAGAAAAAAAAAAAAGUUGUUGCUAGUAUUUAGGAACCUUUUUCUUAUUUUGUUUCAAGCUCUCACUGUAUCAAAUCCCAUUGUUUUUUUCUUAAACUGAAACAAGCUACUUUUUUUCCUUUUAAUUUUAGUCUGCCUCUCACUUAAAUCCUCUUUUAUUAGCAUUGAUUGA
Messenger RNA from Phalaenopsis equestris, 1958 nucleotides. RefSeq names its product serine/threonine-protein kinase HT1-like. The record is from RefSeq and is a predicted model, not a curated record. NCBI's taxonomy places the organism in Eukaryota, Viridiplantae, Streptophyta, Magnoliopsida, Asparagales, Orchidaceae. Gene Ontology annotation, molecular function: protein kinase activity; ATP binding. The coding region runs from base 441 to 1673 and encodes 410 amino acids. Gene Ontology annotation, biological process: protein phosphorylation. The transcript has 2 exons.